UGGGCCCAACUUCGUUUCUCUGCCUCGCAUGUACAGUUUCGUCGUAUAAUCAACAAGAUGCCAGAGAUAACUUUCGUGUUCGGACCGCGCAAUAGCUUCUUCUUCGACUGUCGCCAAACAUGGAAGUUCCAUGAGAUACCGCAGACGCUUCGCCAGUUAUUCAAGAGCUCCAUGAGCAAUCCAUGGAGAGUCGCUAGCCCUUACUGUCUCGCGCUUGCCCCUCAGGGAGACUCUCCGGAGCCGAUUUGGUACAUUGGUUGCAAGACGUUAGAUGGGGAGGACAAGCUCUUCCACUCACGGACGUACUUUGACCUCAACUAUCCCGAUCUUGCGCAAUGGCUAAAGUCGUUCCCGAAUGCGGCCAGCUUGUGCUUCGUCACCUUCGGCCAGAAGUUCAGCUACUUCGCGUGCGCACCCGGACAGGGCUCGAUAUGGGCUGCUAUACCUUCGGGUCUCGAGGAUAAAGUGAAGAAGUCGCUGGUUACGCCAACUUGCGUUGGUCUUGGGAUGAAAGAUGCCUGGUUCGUUCUGUUCGCGGACGGACAUCUGGCAUGGAACUUCAACGGCCAUUACACCGGAUUGAACAAGAUUUUGAUGGAAACUGCACCGGGUACCGUCAGUUAUGUCGCCAUAUCGCCGUACAACAAACAGCACUACUUCAUCGCCUUCGCAGACCGCCGCGUCAACUACAAUUUCCAGGGAGCCCCUUCAGAAUGGACGCGACUUAUGAACCAAGUCUUCGAAUUAUGGGCCGCUGAAAGCAAACGACUGCAGACUGCUAGCCCGCCACGUUGGCUCCAGCCGCAGGUACAACCGUAUGUGCACGCGCAACCAUCUCCAGCGCAGACAUAUCUUCACCCACAGUCGACACACCUCGUCAGUGCUUCCCGACUACCAAUGUCCAUGCCGGUGUCGCCGACAUCAGUGCCAAAUACACCAUCGCCAAUGUACGUCAGUCCUGUGCAACAGAACGCUGUACCGGACAUCACGCCGGUGAACAAGACACCAGAGUAUGGUGUCGUCGAUCUUAUAUGUGCCGGCAUCUUCGUCGGUGCGACUGCACAUGCAGCUCCGCACUUACCUUCCCGAUUAGCGCGGAAAGCCGAACACGCACCUCUGCCGAUCACCACGGAUAUGCAUGUCCACCACAAGAGUGGGAGAGCUAUCACGUCACGAUGCAGGGUGCUGUAUACAAGUAACGCUUCUCCACGUUUUGGUUUUCUCACUUAUUCAUCUCGACGGGUACACGCCAGCAUGAUGGCAGCUAUUGCAAGAGCUUGGAAAGUGGGGGUGUUCGCGACAUGCUUGCUAACUACAAUAGCGCAUGCUGACGAACCCACGGUCACAGUGCUGAACGGGACAUACGAAGGUGUACAUCUGCCCUCGUUCAAUCAAGACAUCUUCUUAGGCAUUCCAUAUGCACAAGAUACGGGAGGUCAGAACCGCUUCCGCAUACCCCAAUCAUUGAACACCACAUGGAACGGCACACGCCCUGCCAAAUCGUACGGAGAUAGCUGUCCGGACCCGUCGGCUGCCAACUUCAGCAUGAGUGAAGACUGUUUGAGCAUCAACAUCGUUCGUCCGGCAGGUCUAUCAGCCCGCGACUACGCAAAGCUGCCCGUAGCGCUAUGGAUCCACGGAGGAAGCUACCAAGUCGGCACCAGCGCGCUUGCAAACUAUAACCUGACAUACAUCGUGCACAGAAGUGUGGAAAUUGGUCAGCCCAUCAUUGCAGCCAGCAUCAACUACCGCAAAGGCGGGUGGGGUAUGUUAUACUCGCGGGAGAUUCAGGGUACCGGCCAGACGAACCUCGCGCUUCGAGAUAUGCGGAAGGGACUUGCAUGGAUAUCAGAGAAUAUUGGAGCGUUCGGCGGCGACAAGGAUAGCGUGACCAUCUGGGGCGAGUCCGCCGGGAGUUUCGCAGUGGGCCAGCUACUCAUGUCGUACGGCGGCCAGACGGACAACUUGUUCCACCGCAGCAUUCAGGAGUCCGGGUCCGCAGCGACAGCAUGGUACAAUGGCACAGAUUGGUACCAGCCCGUCUACGACAACAUCGUCGACAAGGCAAACUGCACGGAUGAAGUCGACACCCUCGCCUGCCUACGCACACUGCCAUAUGAAGCCAUCUUCCCCCUUCUCGCAGCCCCAAGUCAAGGCCCAGGCUGGUACCCCAUCGUCGACGGCGACAUCAUCCCCGCCUACCCUACCGAACUGCUCGCCUCAGGCCGCUUCGCCCACAUCCCGCAUCUCUACGGCACCAACUCCGACGAAGGCACCGACAACGCCCCAGCGGACGGCGUCAUCAACACCGACGAAGAUCUAUACGCCUACCUCGCCAACAGCACGGGCUUCAACUUCCCCGACGCCGUCAUUCAGCGCAUCAUGGAACUCUACCCCAACGACCCCACCGUGGGUAUCCCCCUCAACACCGGCGUCCAGCUCUUCGCUGAGCAAGGGCUUCAGUAUAAGCGCAUAGCCGCCAUCAUGGGCGACGUGUUCUACCACGCGCCUCGCCUGGCAGAUGCUCGCGCUUACUCCAAGUACUCACCUACGUACAUAUACCGGUUCAACACGCUCCCCUGGCAAAACAGCAACACCGCCAGCGAAGGCGGCAAUCCGCGUGCAUACAAGGGCGUUGCGCACUUCACUGAAGUUGCCUUUGUCUUUGCGAACCCCAGCUUCUAUGGCCCGUGGGAGGAGUACAAGAAGCUGGCUGAGCAGGUGAGUGCGCAGUGGAUAAGGUUUGUGGCGAAGGGGGAUCCGAAUGGAGCGGGGUUGCCGAGGUGGCCGAAGUAUGAUGAGGGUGCGGGUGAGAGGGGACUAGAUCUUGUUCUUCAGGCAAGGGGUAGGGGGUAUAAUGGGAGUUAUGUUGAGGAGGAUGUUUGGAGGAUUGAGGGGAGGGAGUUUCUUAGUGAGUGGGCGAGGAGGAGGCAUGUUUAG
Molecule: messenger RNA, 2940 nt
Organism: Alternaria rosae
Lineage: Eukaryota; Fungi; Ascomycota; Dothideomycetes; Pleosporales; Pleosporaceae
Product: Alpha/Beta hydrolase protein
Exons: 6
Coding region: 58-2940 (960 amino acids)
Source: RefSeq, a predicted model, not a curated record